Insectozyma verbasci is the source of this 924-nucleotide messenger RNA. The record is from the annotation of a GenBank genome assembly. Lineage: Eukaryota; Fungi; Ascomycota; Pichiomycetes; Serinales; Debaryomycetaceae.
AUGACUACUGAUUUUAUACCAACUGAAGGAUAUCUUCAAACAAUAUCGCAUGCUACCGAAACAAUAAAAGCUAAAUUAGCUAAUACAAAAUUGGCUAAUCCAAGAGUAAUGAUAAUUUGUGGAUCAGGUCUCGGUGGAAUUGCUGAUAUACUUGAUGAUUCAUCAAAAAUCGAAAUUUCAUACGAGAAAAUCCCAGGGUUUAAAACUUCAACUGUUCAAGGACAUAUUGGUAAAUUAGUGUUUGGUUUAAUUGGUGAUAAAAAAGUUCCAGUUAUGUGUAUGGUUGGUAGAUUACAUUUUUAUGAAGGUUAUACUUUUCAGCAAACAACUUUCCCAAUAAGAGUAGCUAAAAUAUUGAAUAUUGAUACUGUUGUAGUUACAAAUGCAGCAGGUGGUAUAAAUUCUCAAUAUAAACCUGGUGAUUUAAUGGUUAUUGAAGAUCAUAUAAAUUUCCCUGGUUUAGCUGGUUGGCAUCCAUUAAGAGGUCCAAAUUUAAAUGGAUUUGGUCCUAGAUUUCAACCAUUAAGUGAUGCUUAUGAUUAUGAUUUACGUAAAUUAUUUUUGACUACAGCUAGAGAUAAAUUGAAAAUUACUAGAAAUAUUCAUGAAGGUACUUAUUUUUUUGCAGCUGGUCCUACUUUUGAAACUAGAGCUGAAGUUAGAUUGAUUAGGGCAUUAGGUGGUGAUGCAGUUGGAAUGUCAACUGUUCCAGAAGUUAUAAUUGCGAGACAUUCAGGAUUAAAAGUAUUAGCUUUAUCGUUAAUUACAAAUGCUGGUGUCGGUGAAAAACCACCAAGUGCAUUUCAUGAAAAUCCAAUUGCUUUAGAUCAAGGUAUGGCAAGUCAUGAUGAAGUUUUACAAGCUGCUGAUGAAGCUUCAAAAGACGUACAAAGAAUAAUUGAAUCAGUGGUUAAUGAAUUAUAG